Molecule: messenger RNA, 562 nt
Organism: Hyposmocoma kahamanoa
Lineage: Eukaryota; Metazoa; Arthropoda; Insecta; Lepidoptera; Cosmopterigidae
Exons: 2
Coding region: 59-385 (108 amino acids)
Source: RefSeq, a predicted model, not a curated record
UGUGGAUUGUGAUUUGUGAUUACUUUUUGAAAACUUCGUAUGAAAUACAGUUAAGACAAUGAAAACACUGUCGCGAACUAAGGCUGCACUUAGCAGUCUUUUUAUAUUGAGAACAAAACCAACCGCCUCUGAAGUUCUAACAGCGUACUUGAAACAGUGCAAAGAACCGCCUUGGACUUCAUAUUUUGUAAAGUACAGUAGCGUUAGAAAUGACCAGCGUGGCAUGUCGAAUUUCAACUGGAAAGUGGGAAGCUCCAACUACCACAUACUGAGGACUGGUUGUUGGCCGUAUAUUAAGUAUCACUGCUCCAAGAAAGCUGCUGAGGAUUUGUCAGGGUCAGAUAAGCUCAUGAGAGCAAUCAAAGUUGUUAAUUUAGGUAAGUAAAUAAAGGAAUGUGUGUGGGUAGUUGUUAUAUAAAUGUGUUUCACCUACAAGGCUGCGUCAGUGCAUUACCUACUAAGGGAUUUUGUAAAAAUAUUUUUUUAAUAAAACAUUACUCCUUAGGCAGUGCUCACCUAAUUGUGGUGAAAGACCAUUUCAAAAUUCUACAAUUUAUCAGAG